UCAGCACUCAACACGUUGCACUGCCUGCUCUGUCUCGUUUGUUUGGUGGUCUUUCUGCAACACACACAGGAAGCACAGGAAUUGCUCCUUUAACAGCAUUGAUCAUUCACAUCAACAAUCUGCACCAGAGAUUGCAUCUGUUUCAACUGAGCAAUAUCCUGCAGCUUCUGACCUGGAUGUAAAUACAGUUAUGGAUGAAUCACAGCAAAGGAAUGUAACCAGUGCAAUUGUUCGGGUACUCCCAGAUCUUUCAUCUUCGGUGCUGGCAUCAGUUGUGGAGACACUGAACUCACUUGGGGUAACGACACCUGAAGAUUUUCAGUAUGUUCAGGAAGCAGAUCUCCUUCCAGUAUUACGACACAUUCAGGCUAGGAAACUGGUAUCUGUCUUGGGCCAGAAUCAACAAAGCACUGGUUGCGCAUCAAAUUUGGCAGAAAACAGUGACAAUAAUUUAGCUUCGUGUUCGUCAUCUUCAUCACAUCUUGUCAAGGUUUCCAAAGUGCCUUUAGACUGGGCAGACAACUAUAAAAUUCCAUGGCAGAAGCUUCCAGAAGAAAUUAUUCAUUGUUUAGAAAAAAAGAAGAGACUAAGUCCUCGAUUACGUCGAGAAAUGAUCAGAAUAGUGGUUUCUGACAUGUUGAAGGUAUGUGAUGGUCCCAGUAAACAAAGUUCAACAACCAUUGCUAAAAAGAUGGUGGCCAAAUACCCUGCAUCCCUGCAGGAUGUUAUUGAGGGUGAUAUAGUUGGUUCAGGGUAUCAUUCGCUGGUGAAACAGCUUCAGAAUCGUGUAGAAAACAUAAAGAGAUCAUAUGUGCCAAAAAUCAGAAAACGCAACAGAACAGAAGACUCUGACACAGACGAGAUUCCUGGUGAAAAAAAGGCAGCAGUUCAAGACACUUAUGGUUGUGUGAAUUGGGAAUUAAAACUUAUGCCACUCAGUGAGACUAAAGAGAGCCAGUUGGAUAAACAAGAACAGAUGAAGAUGAUGUCUACAACAGCUAAUGCUGACCCAGAAGUAGUAAGGAGUCUUUUGAAAGCAACAUACUAUACACAACGCAGAGACAUAAACAACGGAACAAGCAUGCAACAGCUUUGUGAGACCUGGCCUUUUUUGUUUCGAGAGGUUGGCAUGUGUGUACACUUCAAGUUGCUAACAGGAAUCGAUCUAAAGGAGACGCUCUUCAACAGCUUGGAUAAAAAGGGACAGCGGCUCCUUAACUUUCUAAAAACUGUUGGUGCAGAACGGAAGAAACAAGUACUUCAAGCUGCUGCAAAACUUGAAGUUAUGAGGGGACAAAUUGAGGGAUGUUCUGAAGAUAUUAAAGACUUGGUACUGCUCCUGCUUGCCUACUUCGAUGAAAAGGAAGAGAUGAUGUUUCACUAUGUUGAAGAGUCUUGCCUUGUUGAAGAUGUACAGCUAGAUAAGUUACCAGCAACACCCUGCAUCGUUGUCUGUGGCUCUUCCUGCUACACAUCAAAGCUGUUCAUGGUGAGCAUUGACCAAAGGAUAACAACUCCACACAUUUCUACAUUCAUCUCAGCAAUAUGCAUAAUGUUUGGCAGCUUCUACUGUUUCAACAUUCAUUAUCCUUUGGAGCUGGGUUCUACUCUGGAAUUCCUGCAAAGGUGCUUCUUUAGCAUAAACCCAGAGAAGGGCACCAAAGUUGAAUGGAAAAAAAACAAAAAACAGCUCCCAGUGAAUCCCAGAGUCCUUACACUCAUAGCAGACCUUGCGGACCAUGAAUGGAGAGCAGAUUAAGGUUGGACACUGCUAUUAGUAUUUUUUUUUUCUUUUGAGAAAUUUUACCAGUGUUCAGUUCACUUUAAAGAUACAAGUUUGCAAAUUUGUAUUUGUUUACUUAAUUGCAAUGUUAAGUCACUUGCUGAUGCUCAGACUUUGUGUUGGAAAUUUCUGUGUUGUGUGUUGAAUGUUCCAUCCUACAAACCUAUUUAAUGGUAUUAUGCGCCUGUAGUCAUUUGAAAAAAGAAAAUAUAUUUGUAGCUGAAAUUAAAUCUGUUUUUAAAGCCAAUGAAAUUCAGAGAUUUUAAGGUUUAUGCGGUUAUGCUGUUUUGUGUACUGUCAAUUUAUGAAUUUGUAUUUCCCUACGAAAAGAUACUUUUUGAUAUAAAAAAGUUAAAAUCUGUAUGCUCUCUAUACAUGAGUUGUGUAUACUUUUGGUGUUCAUGUUUUUUCAUUAACAUGGCUAAACCAUUCUGAUGAUAGAACGUUCUGCUUAUGUUUUUUUUUUAAUGUUUCUUUCUGGUAAAUUUCUGGUAUUUCAAAAUGUUUGUUCUGUACUCUUGAACUGUUUAAUGAAAAGAAAUAUGGAUGCCUAAAUGCUGUAACUCAGUUUCAGGAUGUAAACGAUCUUCUUGGCCAUUUUUGUGGGACAGUAAAUCUAAACUGUUAUACAAGAAGUACAUUGACUGCUCUACUAUAGAAAUUAGUUUUGAAUAUUUUAUUGUCCCUUGAGAAGAAUGAAAUUAAAUCUGCUUUUAAAGCCAAUGAAAUUCAGAGAUUUUAAGGUUUAUGCGGUUAUGCUGUUUUGUGUACUGUCAAUUUAUGAAUUUGUAUUUCCCUACGGAAAGAUACUUUUUGAUAUAAAAAAGUUAAAAUCUGUAUGCUCUCUAUAUAUGGGUUGUGUAUACUUUUGCUGUUCAUG
Paramisgurnus dabryanus is the source of this 2663-nucleotide messenger RNA. RefSeq lists its product as uncharacterized. The record is from RefSeq and is a predicted model, not a curated record. NCBI's taxonomy places the organism in Eukaryota, Metazoa, Chordata, Actinopteri, Cypriniformes, Cobitidae.